CCCCUUUAAGACUGAGUGCUCCCUCCUCCCUGGUGGGAAAUAACGUGCUAACACGUUUGGAACUUGCCCCCUUUAAGGGCGUCUUCUCUCCUUACCAGUUAACCCACGUGCCAAGGGUCCGCCACAUAAUCGCAUAUUCCUAAACGGAUGCUGCGCUGGUGCUGGCGUGGGAGGGGGCGGCAUCGGCCUGGAAGACACUGUGUCCAAAGUCAAAGGCAUCUCUUAUUUGCCCUGCUCGCUUUUUAAAACUUAGGCUUGUACAAUUCAAGGGCAAUCCUUCCUAACAGAGUUAGGCCAGUGAGGUCAGGCUGUUCGAGUCCCUGGGAUUGCAGGGGCAUAAAUGUGGGCUAAUUGAACACCCAAUGAAGGUCUCUUCUGAGUUCACAGACUAGUAGCCGGACAACCAUUUUGGCCUGCCAUGUGUCUUGAUAUUUUAAUUAAUUGCCCGUGUUUAAAAGUGGGAGUUUAUGUGUAAAUAUUUGGAUUAUCUUGUGAAAUUGGAAGAUCUGGCGAGAUGCCCCUGCCUGGCAGCAGUUUGCUGACCCCUUUGGACUAGGUUUGAAACAGUUUCCAGUUUGCCACAGCCUGUCUGUUACCUAAUGACCAGCGUGCAUCACCAGUCUGGCCCCUACUCUCCUGGCGUUUGUGCUUGGGACCCCUACUCUUAAAUACUUGCGUGGACAUAAGACUAUUUAAAACACUUAUGCAGAACCGAUCAGAGGUCCCAAACAACUGGGGGUCCGGAGAUUCCAGUUGAGCUCAGUUUGGCAGCCAGACCCUUAUUCUUUCCCCACGAGGAGCAACUCUUAUCAACAGCGACACCAACAAGCCUGCGCUAAGGGCAGGACCGAUGGCUUUGAGCCCAGGUUGGAGAGCAUUCGCACCCUUUCCCGUGAACUGCCGUGGUGCCCUUCAGAAGGCUGUGAGAAGCAGUGGUCUUCCCUUGUUCCCCUGGGGCCACUGCCCCUGGAGAGGAACUGGAAGCUUUUUGGACCCUGAGAUGAAAGCUUUCCUGGAGGAGAACACUGAAGUCACCAGCAGUGGCAGCCUCACCCCUGAAAUCCAGUUGCGGCUUUUGACCCCCAGAUGCAAGUUCUGGUGGGAGAGAGCUGACCUGUGGCCCCACAGCGAUCCUUACUGGGCAAUCUACUGGCCAGGAGGCCAAGCCCUGUCUAGGUAUCUUCUGGAUAAUCCUGGUGUCGUCAGAGGGAAAUCCGUGUUAGAUGUUGGGAGUGGCUGUGGAGCCACGGCUAUUGCUGCUAAGAUGAGUGGAGCUUUAAGGAUCUUGGCCAAUGACAUAGACCCUAUUGCAGGAAUGGCUAUUACACUAAAUUGUGAACUGAACCGACUGAAUCCUUUUCCCAUUUUAACCAAAAACAUUCUGGAUUUGAAACAAGGUAAGUGGGACCUUGUCGUGCUUGGAGAUAUGUUUUAUGAUGAAGACCUGGCAGACAGCCUGCAUCAGUGGCUGAAGAACUGCUUUCGGGCCCAAAGAACUCGAGUCCUGAUUGGCGACCCCAGGCGACCCCAGUUCAGCGGCCACGGCAUUCAGCACCAGCUGCACAAGGUGGUGGAGUAUCCGCUCCCAGAGCCCACGAGGCGGGAAAACAAUGGCCUGACGACGAGCACGGUGUGGGAGUUUCAGCCUUGAGCCUGCUGAGUGGGACGUUCUCUGGGGGGACAUCAUCGAGGUUACUUGCAGUGUGGAUGCAGCUACGUCUGGGUUUAACCCUCGAAGGAGCUCCAGUUCAAAGAACGCAUGUUCAGUGUUAAAUGGCAGGUCUUGUUCUGUCAGCCUUUGUCAUGCAGACUUGUUCUGUGUUAUGCCAAAUACAGAAAUCUCUCUCUGUAGUAUUUUUUUUUCUAGUUCUACUGCUGUAGUGUAAUGUAAUUACAGAAGGCAAAGCCCAAUAAUGACAACAUGUGAUUUAAGUAGCAGAGAGGAAUCAGAUAUUGUAGCAGAGUGUAUCUUUGGGUUACACUAAUGAUGAUGUGUCUUUGAGUUAAAUAAAAUACAGAAGAAUACUGUAUUUUUUGAAAAAUCACCUGUAAAGGUCAGAGAUGCAGUUAGUGUGGCAUGGAGCACAUGGCUUCGGAGUCAGGCUGCUGUCACUUUCCAGUUGGGAUUUGGGGUUGGUAGGCUCUCUGAGCUUUAAUUUCUUCAUAAAACAGUAAUAAAUUUUAAUGAACCGCA
Messenger RNA from Camelus dromedarius (Arabian camel), 2194 nucleotides. It is a transcript of the gene ETFBKMT, whose product is annotated as electron transfer flavoprotein subunit beta lysine methyltransferase. NCBI's taxonomy places the organism in Eukaryota, Metazoa, Chordata, Mammalia, Artiodactyla, Camelidae. The record is from RefSeq and is a predicted model, not a curated record. Gene Ontology annotation, cellular component: mitochondrial matrix. The transcript is spliced from 4 exons. Gene Ontology annotation, molecular function: protein methyltransferase activity. The coding region runs from base 851 to 1651 and encodes 266 amino acids.